Molecule: messenger RNA, 3008 nt
Organism: Phragmites australis (common reed)
Lineage: Eukaryota; Viridiplantae; Streptophyta; Magnoliopsida; Poales; Poaceae
Product: WEB family protein At3g02930, chloroplastic-like
Exons: 3
Coding region: 388-2673 (761 amino acids)
Biological process (GO): reciprocal meiotic recombination
Source: RefSeq, a predicted model, not a curated record
UGUGAUCUUAUUCUCUCUCUGUAAUAAAGCAUUACUAAUGUAAAGCUUAAACAGGCUCCAAGCCCUGCCUUUCUUUCUGCUUUACACUUUACCUUCACCUUCAGUCACUGUCUCACUAUCUCUCCCCAGCCUAAUAACGUCAGACCCGUACACAGAUCACCCAUAAACAUUUAGCUUAGCUGUUGAUGACGCCAAUGCUAGUGAUCAGAUUCUAUUCCCCCUCCCCCUAGGCCCUAGCUACCAAUACGGCUGCCCUGUGCUGUGCUGUUGCUCAUAGCGACCAACACCGACGACACACCGACUGCUUCUUCCGUUCCAACCUUGCGCCGAGGCCACACCCACCUUCCCCGUCUGGAGGCACAGAGAGCGGCGGCGGCAACCGUAGCAAUGCUGGGAGCCAGACCAAAAUCUGCGGCUGCUGACGCCAAGAGCGGCAAGGGCACGCCGCCGACGCCCAAGGGGAGUAGGGCGAGCAAGCCGGGCCCCGCCAAGCCGACCAAUGGCACCCCGCAGCCGGCGCGGCGCGGCGCCGACAGGUCCCCCGGAUCGGUUGACAAGCCACCCUCGGGUGAACGCCGCUCGCCAAAGGUCUUCGCCCGGCUCAGCACGCCCCCUGCCGAGAAGCAAGGAAGCGCCGUGAAGCAGUCUCAGGAGCUGCAGGCGCAGUUCGCUGCGGUGCAGGAGGAGCUCAAGAGGGCCAAGGAGCAUCUGGUGGAGAAGGAGAAGGAGAAGGGCAAGGUCCUUGAGGAGCUGGAGGAUGCCAAGCGGCUGGCCGAAGAGGCCAAUGCGAACCUGCUGGUCGCGCUCGCUGCAAGGAAGAAGGCCGAGGAGGCCUCCGAGACCGAGAUGUUCCGCGCAGUCGAGCUGGAGCAGACGAGCAUUGAGUCGAUGCAGUGGAAGGAGGAGGAGCUGCAGAGGAAGCUAGAGAGCAUGCGGAUCCAGCAGGAGUCCGACGCUGCCGCGCUGCGAUCAACGGUGGAGCAGCUCGAGAAGGCGAGGUAUGAGCUGGCUGAUGCGAUCGACGCCAAGAACUUGGCGCUCAACCAGGCUGACGAUGCGACCAGGCUCAGCGAAGUGAAUGCUCACAAGGUGGAGCUCCUCGAUGCAGAGGUUUCUCGCUUGAAAGAAUUGCUUGACACUGAGCUAGAGAGCAAAGAGCAAGAAGCUGAGCAAAUCAGGAGGCUCGAGGCGGAGGCAUCUGCACUGAAGAUCAAGCUUGAAAAAGCAAAGUUUGUUGAAGAGAAGAUAGUUGAAUUGGAAGGUGUGAUUGAAGGGCUUAGAGCUGAUGUUGCCAAUGCUACGAAGGCCAAAACUGAGGCAGAGGAGCUAGCUGAUGAAUGGAAGCAAAAGGCUGAAUUACUGGAAAUCAAGUUGGAGGAAGCCAAUCAGUCUUACAUGUUGAAGGUCGAUUCCUUGAAUUCGGUGAUAAAAGAAUUGGAUGCAGCAAGCGCCUUGCUCGCGGAGAAAGAAUCUGAACUUUCUGACCUUCACAACAAGUUGCAGGCCUUGGAAGAUGAGGUAGCUAGGCAGAAUGAAGAUAUUGAUGCGUCAAAUGAGCGUCUUGAUGUUGCAGAAAAAGAAGCAUUUGACUUGAAGGCAGAGAUCAAGGAGCUUCAGUCAAAACUCCAAGCACUGGAAGAAGAGAAGAUGGAUGCUAUUAACAGUGAGAACAAUGCAAGUUCACAGAUUGAGUCAUUAUGCGAAGAGAAGGAGAAGCUGGCUAUGGAAUUAGAAGUUAGCAAAGAUGAAUAUGAGAAAGUUAAGAAGGCUAUGGAAGAUCUAGCCUCAGCAUUGCAUGAAAUGUCCGGCGAAGCUAGAGCGGCACGGGAGAGGUACCUCAACAAACAAGAAGAGAUUGAGCGUGCCAGGGAACAGAUAGAGGAGCUCAACAUGAAUCUCAAGAACACCCAGGAGAACUACGAGGUGAUGCUUGAUGAAGCAAACUAUGAGAGAGUCUGCUUGAAGAAAACGGUGGAACGAAUGGAAGCAGAAGCGAAAAAUACAUCUGAGGAGUGGCAAUCCAAAGAGGUCAGAUUUGUGAGCUCCAUCAACAAGUCCGUAGAAGAAAUUAACGCAAUGAGAAUUGAGAUGGAUAAGGCAGCAGGGGCGGCGAGAGGCUGGGAAAAUAGAAAUGCUGAACUGGAGGAGAAGCUGAAGGAAUUGGAAGCUCAGGUAGAGGAAGCCAACAGAGCCAAGGAUGAAGCAAAAGCUGAAGCAUUGGGCUGGAAAGAAAAGCUAUUAGACAGAGAGAAUGAAUUGCAGAACAUAAAACAGGAGAAUGAUGAUCUGCAGGUCAAAGAAUCGACCACUUCAGAAAAAAUCAAGGAGCUAUCUUCCAUGCUUGGAAAUGCAAAAGAUAGAGUGCUAAAUGGCACAGGUCCAAAAGAUGAGAGUGACAAGGGAAAUACCAAGGAAGAUGAUCCUGUAGUGGUAGUCGCGAAAAUGUGGGAGAACAGUAAGGUCACCGACUAUGACUUAUCUACAGAGAAGGAGAAAGAUGGUGAAUCAGAGCUUGACUUGGAGUCCAACAAGGGAGACGUUGCCUCUGGUGGCCGCAUGUUGUCCAUAGACAAGAUGAACAACAGCACAAAGCUUGCAAUCAAGCCACAGCAACAAAAGAAGCCUUUGAUGAAGAAAUUUGGUGGUUUGCUGAAGAAGAAGGGCCAGCAUUAGAACAGAUCAAACCAUCAAGAAAAAUGAUUGAUGUAUGCCAUGGAUGACUAUUUUCUCUAGUUUCAUCUUCACUUUGGUCCUGCAGAGGUCGCAGUAAAGAUAACAGCGUAAGUUUCAGAAGAAACAGAAGGGUGAUGUAUUUGCUUCCCUUUUUCUGUUUAAUAUCUUGUAUUGUGUAUGUUUGAGGAGCAUUCAUACUCUAGUUCAUGUAUUUCUUCGUCUGCUGGGGUGACAUUUAUGUAAAGGGAUGUGGGGUUUCAAUUCAUAUGUCACCAGUAUAUUUCACAAUCUUUGUGAGUAUAUAAUAUUUGAAGCAGACUGCACUUCCUAUGUUU